Lactuca virosa is the source of this 846-nucleotide messenger RNA. The record is from the annotation of a GenBank genome assembly. NCBI's taxonomy places the organism in Eukaryota, Viridiplantae, Streptophyta, Magnoliopsida, Asterales, Asteraceae.
AUGGAUUGGUUGAGACCUAAUGGCGCGAUGAUUGACUGCGGGAACCAGUUAGUUCGGGUUCGAACCCCAAGUGGGGUAGAACUAGUUAUUCAUGGAGAGGGUGAUCAGCAUGGAUCGACCCUUUGUUCAGCUGCGAGAGCUAGGAGAUAUCUACAAAAAGGAUGUUCUCGUAUUGUGGCUUAUGUAUUAGAUACCAGAGAGGAGAAGAAGAGGACGAUUGAUGAUGUGCCGAUUGUUCGAGAUUAUGCAUAUGUGUUCCCGGAGGACAUGCCCGGAGUGCCUCUGGAGAGGCAGGUGGAGUUCUGUAUAGAUCUAGUUCCAGGUGCUGCUCCGAUAGCCAAAACACUCUAUCGAUUAGCACCGCCAGAGAUGCAGAAGUUGUCUACACAGUUGCAGGAGAUGUUAGACAUGGGGUUUAUCAGACUAAGUUGUUCGCCGUGGGGAGCGCAGAUUAUGUUUGUAAAGAAGAAAGAUGGCUCCCAUAGGAUGUGCAUUGAUUAUCGGGAACUGAACAAGUUGACGGUGAAGAACCGUUAUCUGCUUCCUAGGAUCGGCAAUUUGUUCGACCAGUUGCAGGGUGCGUCUUGGUUCUCCAAAAUUGAUUUGCGUUCGGGUUAUCAUCAAAUGAGGGUUCGGGAUGAGGAUGUUCAGAAGACGACAUUUAGGACUCGUUAUGGUCAUUACGAGUUUCUGGUGAUGCAUUUUGGGCUCAUCAAUGCACCAACAACAUUCAUGGAUCUCAUGAACCAGGUUUCCAGACCGAUGUUGGAUUGGUCAGUCAUUGUAUUUAUUAAUGAUAUCUUGGUCUAUUCUAAGACCAAGGAGCAGCGUGAGGAUCAUCUGUGA